Leishmania major strain Friedlin is the source of this 324-nucleotide messenger RNA. RefSeq lists its product as hypothetical. The record is from RefSeq and is a predicted model, not a curated record. NCBI's taxonomy places the organism in Eukaryota, Euglenozoa, Kinetoplastea, Trypanosomatida, Trypanosomatidae. Bases 1 to 324 code for a protein of 107 amino acids. The transcript has a single exon.
AUGGGCCAAUCCAACGGCGCAGCGCUCGCCAAGGACACCAUCGCGUCUGAGCAGUUCCUCAAGUACCAAGAGGCGCGCCACCGCAUCGUGCACCGCGCCUUUGUGAAGUGUGUCGUGCCAUCCUCGAAGGGCAAGGAUGACGGGUACGACCUCACACCAGAAGAGCGCGUGUGUGUGGAGGAGUUCGCUAUUCUCUACGCCGGAUUCGCCAAGAAGGAGUUUCUGCACUUUAGUAGCCUGUAUGAGCAGUACCAGCGCGACCAGUAUGAGAAGAUGCGGCUGGAGGUGAUGCAGCAGCAGGCGCGCAAAGACAUCCAGCAUUGA